This is a messenger RNA of Petromyzon marinus (sea lamprey), 596 nucleotides long. NCBI's taxonomy places the organism in Eukaryota, Metazoa, Chordata, Hyperoartia, Petromyzontiformes, Petromyzontidae. The record is from RefSeq and is a predicted model, not a curated record.
GUCUCCGCCCUUCCUCGGCUCCACCCCCUCCGCUGCCCACGCUGCUGCCCCUCCUGCUGCCGCUGCUGCUGCUCCUCCUCCUGCUCAGACCUCUGCGGGCAGCAGGGGCAGCAGCAGGGGCAGCUGGGGCAGCUGGUGGUGGGGCAGCAGCAGGGGCAGCAGCAGGGGCAGCAGGGGCAGGGUCAGAGGGCGGCUGCCCCCAGGGCUGCCAGUGCCUCGACUCGCCUGCUACCCUCAGCUGCCCCGGGGCGAACAAGAUGGCCGUGCCCCGGGGCAUCGCUGCCCUGGGGGCACGGAGAGUCUUCCUGCAGGGCAACCACAUCGGACGCCUCGAGCGGGGAGAGUUCGGCGAUCAGGUGCUCACCCUCUGGCUACACUCCAACAAUUUGAGCCGCGUCGACUCCGAGGCCUUCCGGGGUCUCUCGCGCCUCGAGGAGCUCGACCUGGGGGCGAACCCGGCCCUCAGGAGUCUCCCCGUGGGGGCCCUGGGCGGCCUCCGCUCGCUCACGGCCCUGCACCUCUACCGCUGUGGCCUGGCACAGCUCCCCACGGGCCUCUUCGACGACCUGGAGGCGCUGAGAUUCCUGUACCUGCAG